UACGCGAAAGAUCUUCGAAAAGAUGAGGUCGUUCGGGAAUUUGACUUUUGGGCUACUGAUUGUCCUCAUCGCGUGUUUAAGUGUUGGUUUAGAAGCUCGUCGCCUGGCACUUCGACCUCUUACGGGAAGAGAACUCCGCAAAGCUAUAAGGGAAUCUGGUUUGGAUGAAGAUUCGGAAGCUGGAAGAUCGGUGGCCUCUGCAUUAGCUGGUCUCAGUGGAUUUGCUCUGGGAAUUACGAAAGGAGUAGGCGGUUCCAUUUUGUUCGAUGUGGUGACCUCGAACGUGACUAUUGACUACCUGACCAGUCUGCUCAACUCCACCGCCUCCUCGACCACUUCGAGCAGCAGUGGAACUGCCCAGGAGGUUUGCUUCAACAGUCGCAGUGUCGACGGGGAUAUUAUCAACGGUAGGAGCAAUGAUGAGGUGUAUGAUGAUGCUGAUCCAGUUGGCGAAUGGAGGCAGACUACAGGUUCUGGCACGACUACCACUGGUACUGGUUCUGGUGGCAGUAAUGGAGUCACCUGCAUUGUCCUGAGUUCAAAGGGAUCUCGCCGCAGGCGUCUUCUAGAGAUUCGACCGGGAACCUUGAGAUCCUCUGAACGUCGCCCGUCAUUGAAAAAGUAUCGCAGACAUAGGUUCUAGGGGAAACACUUUCUUUCCUAUCCCAUACUUUAAUUUUAAGUUAUUUAUUGAGUUCGCUUAGUUUAUUAAAUUUUAAUUGUUCC
Molecule: messenger RNA, 726 nt
Organism: Drosophila ficusphila
Lineage: Eukaryota; Metazoa; Arthropoda; Insecta; Diptera; Drosophilidae
Exons: 2
Coding region: 23-643 (206 amino acids)
Source: RefSeq, a predicted model, not a curated record